AUGUUUCGGGGGUAUAUGAACUUUGUGUUGCAGUUCGGUGGAAUGAGGAAUUUUCAUUCACCCUAUUUCCGCGACUCUAGUGACAGUGAAGACGACGCCGAAAUUGAUAUCGAUCAGUUAGGUAUAACGCACUUUCUAGUUGCCCGUACGGAAGAACUUUUGGAAUACGACGUGAACUCGUCGGAUGAAGCUGAGGGUGCAUUGAUUAGCUCGCCCGGAGCAGCUUCGGUCAUGGAUGACACGGAUAGCGAUGAUACGUACGAGGAAGAAGACGGCAGUCAAAUGUCGGACACUAGCGAGGGUUCCGACAUGGAAGAUCAAGCCACCCGCACGCCGAAUGGCAACAAGGUUAACACAGCCAAAAGAACAUCGAAUGGCGAUAGUACAUCAGAUUCGGAUUCGGGUUCCGACGCGGAAGAGCAAGCUACCGAUGCGGCAAGCAGCAACAAGGAUGAAGCUACAAAAAAAGCACCAGAUGGCGGUCCGUCAUCAUUAGAAUCUGGUCCGUCGCAUCGCGUGAUAGACGAUUAUGAUGAAGAGCUGGAGGAUGAUGAAGUGAUAAAGGCGAUCAUUACAGAGAUCAAGAAGCCACGCUCGAAACCACCGGACAUUCAGAUGGAAGAUUUUGUCGUGGACCUAUCGUUCCAUCCGAGCAAAGAUAUCCUUGCCGUUGGAACGUCGGUGGGCGAUGUGCUGAUGUACAAGUAUUCGAACGAACAAAAUGUACUGGCAGCCACGCACGAGCUGCACACGAAAGCGGUCCGUUGUGUGGAGUUUGCGCGCGAUGGGAAAUCCCUCAUUUCGACUGGACGGGAACGCUCGAUCGUGGUGGCAGAUAUGGAAACGGGUAAAUUUAAACGGUUCUGGGAAGCGGCACACGAUGAACCAGUCUACUCGAUGGCGGUACUCGGCGAGCAUCUGUUCGCGACCGGCGAUGAUGAUGGUACGGUAAAGCUGUGGGAUUUACGACAGAAGGAUGCCGUAUUUUCGUUGCGACCAGUCGAGGAUUUCAUCUCGUCUAUUCUUACAAACGGUGUGCAACAGAAAUUCCUGCUUAUGACGAGCGGAGAUGGUCUUCUAACGACGAUCAACAUUGCUCAACGAAAAAUGUACGUCCAAUCGGAACCAUACGAAGAAGAGCUCAACUGCAUGGGGACUUUCAAGCGUGAAAGUAAACUGGUGGUUGGCACAUCCAAGGGCAACUACUAUACAUUCAACUGGGGUCAGUUUGCAUACCACUGCGAUGCGUUUACGGGACCAAAGGCAAGCGCAAACCGUAUGGUACCGAUUACGGAGCAAAUUGCCGUCAUGGCCGGUGAGGACGGUAUCAUCCGUGCGAUGCAUCUGGUGCCGGGCCGCGUGCUCGGUAUCGUCGGUCAGCAUGCGAUGGCCAUCGACACGAUGGACAUCAGUGGGAGCGGAGAGCUCAUAGCUACCAGCUCGCACGAUAACGACGUACGCUUCUGGAACAUCAAAUACUUCGAAGACUUUGACGGUAUCAAGUACAACAGCAAACCGGACCAACGAGCGUUGAAGCAUAACCUGCCGUCAUCGCAGCGCGUCAAUGCAAAGGACUUCUUUGCCGGGUUGAAUGAUUAG
Molecule: messenger RNA, 1599 nt
Organism: Anopheles marshallii
Lineage: Eukaryota; Metazoa; Arthropoda; Insecta; Diptera; Culicidae
Product: WD repeat-containing protein 55 homolog
Exons: 4
Coding region: 1-1599 (532 amino acids)
Molecular function (GO): protein binding
Source: RefSeq, a predicted model, not a curated record